Messenger RNA from Dichomitus squalens LYAD-421 SS1, 498 nucleotides. RefSeq lists its product as uncharacterized. The record is from RefSeq and is a predicted model, not a curated record. The transcript has 5 exons. Lineage: Eukaryota; Fungi; Basidiomycota; Agaricomycetes; Polyporales; Polyporaceae. Bases 1 to 498 code for a protein of 165 amino acids.
AUGGCCAACAACUCUGCUGUCCAAGCCAUAUCUGCAAGCUUCUUCUAUAAUUGCUGGACAGAUGCCGCCCUUGCGCUAUUUAUUUACGAUUUCAUCCUCACGCUCGACAGCGAGUUGAUGCUCUUCUGGACGGUAGGCCACGUGUCCGGAGCAACCAUUCUGUUUCUCCUCAAUCGAUAUAUCACUCUCGCGUCGCAAAUCAUAUAUAACAACACGAUCCCUUCUUCUGUGGAGGUCGACGAUAACGCACAUUUCCCAACAAGUGUCAUUGUGUAUCUUGAGGAACCCUUGACCUCAAUCCUGACAUCGAGGUUCCUUAUCGACCUGCAGAAGGCCCAACGCAAGCUAGCGGGCUCUUCUCGGUCAGUCUCACUCGGGGAAAUUGCAUUCCAACCGCAGUCAUCGGGGAACACCAGUCGCUUCAUUGGGUCUUUGGGAGCUCAGAUCUCGUUCCACGAGGUCGACGAAGGAGAGAACGAGGCGGAAGUUGCAUCGUAG